Molecule: messenger RNA, 2682 nt
Organism: Fraxinus pennsylvanica
Lineage: Eukaryota; Viridiplantae; Streptophyta; Magnoliopsida; Lamiales; Oleaceae
Source: the annotation of a GenBank genome assembly
AUGAAGUCCUCAUCUGUUGGUUUAAAUCAGCAGUCUCCUGAAGGGGAUAAGAAUUGUCUGAAUUCUGAACUUUGGCAUGCCUGUGCUGGUCCUCUUGUUUCUCUACCUGCUGUUGGGAGCCAUGUGGUGUAUUUUCCGCAGGGUCACAGCGAACAGGUUGCUGUAUCAACCAACAAGGAAGUUGAUGCACAAAUACCGAACUACCCGAGCUUACCUCCACAACUGAUUUGUCAGCUUCAUAAUGCGACAAUGCAUGCUGAUGUAGAGACAGAUGAGGUUUAUGCUCAAAUGACGUUGCAACCAUUGAGCCCACAAGAGCAAAAGGAUGUUACCUUCCUUCCUGCAGAUCUGGGUGCCCCCAGCAAACAGCCAACGAAUUACUUCUGCAAAACAUUAACGGCCAGUGAUACAAGUACUCAUGGUGGAUUUUCAGUUCCCCGUCGGGCAGCUGAGAAAGUGUUUCCACCAUUGGACUUUUCACAGCAACCUCCAGCUCAAGAGUUGAUUGCACGGGAUCUGCAUAACAAUGAGUGGAAAUUCAGACAUAUUUUCCGCGGUCAGCCAAAGAGGCAUCUUCUUACUACUGGUUGGAGUGUGUUUGUCAGUGCAAAAAGACUCAUUGCUGGUGAUUCAGUCCUUUUCAUAUGGAAUGACAAGAAUCAAUUGCUUCUUGGUAUCCGACGUGCCAAUCGCCCACAAACUGUCAUGCCUUCUUCAGUUUUGUCGAGCGACAGCAUGCAUCUGGGGCUUCUUGCUGCUGCUGCACAUGCAGCUGCAACUAAUAGCCGUUUCACCAUAUUUUUCAACCCAAGGGCUAGUCCAUCAGAAUUUGUUAUACCUCUGGCCAAAUAUGUAAAAGCAGUUUAUCAUACUCGAGUGUCUGUUGGUAUGCGCUUCAGGAUGCAGUUUGAAACAGAAGAAUCUAGCGUUCGUCGCUAUAUGGGGACGAUAACUGGCAUAAGUGACUUUGACCCUGUUCGGUGGCCGAAUUCACAUUGGCGAUCCGUGAAGGUUGGUUGGGACGAAUCUACAGCUGGUGAAAGGCAGCCUAGGGUCUCCCUAUGGGAAAUUGAGCCUUUAACAACAUUCCCCAUGUAUCCAUCACCAUUUCCUGUGAGACUAAAGCGACCAUGGCCACCAGGACUCCCUUCAUUCAGUGGGAUGAAGAAUGAUGAUAUGGGAAUAAAUUCCUCUUUUAUGUGGCUCCGUGGAGAUAUUGGAGACUGUGGAAUGCAAUCUCUGAACUUUCAAGGAAUGGGAGUCACGCCUUGGAUGCAGCCAAGGCUUGAUACUUCAACACUUGGCAUGCGGACUGACAUGUACCAAGCUAUGGCUGCUGCUGCUGCUCUUCAGGAGAUGAGGGCUGUCGAUCCUUCGAAGCAAAUCCUCUCAUCACAUGUCCAGUUCCAGCAACCACCAGCUGUCGCUAGCAGGACUGCAGGUUUGGUGCAGUCUCAGAUCAUGCAGCAGUCUCACUCCCCUUCUCCCUUUCUUCAAAGCUUUCAAGAAAACCAGCCUCAGGCAUCUCUGCAACAGCAAACUCAUCUUCUUCAGCAGCAAUUGCAGCAUCAAAACUCUUUCAGAAAUCUAGAGCUCCAACAGCAGCAAUUAAUUGAUGCUCAGCAGGUUUCAAGUGCUGUACCUGCCCUAUCUCACUUUGCUUCAAGCUCUCAAGCCCAGUCUUCAGAGCGACAAUCCAUUUCAUCCAUGCACCCACAGAACUUUCUGGAUUCAAAUGUCAAACCUGUCACUAGCAAUAUUAAUUCUCCGCUUCACAGUCUAUUGGGUUCAGUCUCCCAGGUUGAGUCACCCAACCUUCUUAAUGUGCCUAGAUCGAGCGACUUGUUAUCUUCUAGUGGUUGGCCUACAAAGAGGGUUGCCAUCGAUCCUCUUUUUCAUUUGGGAGUAUCUCAGGGUAUAUCGUCAGAUCAGUUGGCACCGCCAAACACAAACAUAUCUCAAAAUACUGUUUCUUUGCCCCCGUUUCCUGGUAGGGAGUGCAUUCUGGACCAUGAAGGAAGCAAUGAUCCCCAAAAUCACCUUCUAUUUGGAUUUAAUAUGGAUUCCUCUUCCCUUCUCAUGCAGAAUGGGAUGUCAAAUCUUAGGGGAGUUGGCAGUGAUUGUGAUAAUCCGACUAUAGCAUUUGCCUCUUCCAACUACUUGACUAGCACUGGCACUGAUUAUUCACUUGACCCUGCAUUAACUUCUUCCAGUUGUAUCAACGGGUCGAGUGUCAUGCAGUCGUCCAAAAGCAUGGGGCAACAAGACCCAUCUUCCAAAACCUUUGUUAAGGUUUACAAAUCAGGGUCCUUCGGAAGGUCACUAGAUAUCACCAAGUUCAGCAGCUAUCAUGAGCUGCGCAGUGAGCUUGCACGGAUGUUUGGCCUUGUCGGUCAAUUGGAGGACCCUUUGAGAUCAGGCUGGCAGCUUGUAUUUGUGGAUCGAGAGAAUGAUGAUCUUCUUCUUGGCGAUGACCCUUGGCUGGAAUUUGUAAACAGUGUAUGGUGUAUCAAGAUACUCUCGCCACAAGAGGUGCAAGAGAUGGGAAAACGACGCUUGGAGCUUCUAAAUUCUGUCCCGAUUCAGAGGCUUCCAGGCAGCAGCUGUGAUAGCUAUGCAAGCCGGCAAGAGUCCAGGAAUAUGAAUGCCGGGAUACCAUCUGUUGGUACUCUUGAUUUUUAG